UGCUGUAAAAUGGACACAUCGAACAACGUACGCCUGCAACUUCAGCAGCAGCAGGCAUGCAAAUCGAAUCAAAACAUUCAGGUCUAUGUGCGCGUUAGGCCGCUGAAUGCACGCGAUCGAUGCAUACGCUCCGCAGAGGUUGUGGAUGUGCUCAAUCCACGCGAGAUCCUCACGCCACACCCUCGACUCGAAGUUGACGAAGAAGUUUACGUUUGAUCGGAGCUUCGGCCCCGAGUCCAAGCAAUGCGAUUUCUAUGCGGUGGUGGUGUCGCCCCUGAUCGAAGAGGUGCUAAGCGGCUACAAUUGCACGGUGUUCGCGUACGGACAGACGGGUACUGAACAGAAUAGA
Molecule: messenger RNA, 349 nt
Organism: Drosophila miranda
Lineage: Eukaryota; Metazoa; Arthropoda; Insecta; Diptera; Drosophilidae
Product: kinesin-like protein Klp61F
Exons: 2
Coding region: 10-216 (68 amino acids)
Source: RefSeq, a predicted model, not a curated record